This is a messenger RNA of Dunckerocampus dactyliophorus (ringed pipefish), 2981 nucleotides long. RefSeq lists its product as uncharacterized. The coding region runs from base 137 to 2011 and encodes 624 amino acids. Lineage: Eukaryota; Metazoa; Chordata; Actinopteri; Syngnathiformes; Syngnathidae. The record is from RefSeq and is a predicted model, not a curated record. The transcript is spliced from 7 exons.
CGCCACGUCACAUUAACUGGUUUCACUUACUCACAUAGUCGGAGACAGACAUCUACAGAGAUCAGUUUGAUGGCAGUUCACUGAAAGGCUACCGUACCUAAUUCUAAUUAAACAGAUUGAAACCCUUUCAUCAAAAAUGGCUUACCAUUAUUCCGCACUAUUUAUUGUGAACUUUCUCGUUUUAGUUUCUGCACAGGAUGUUGAGUAUUACCUCAAGGGUCAGGAGAUACGCUUGGUGCCAUCCAUCAUUGGAAAACCUGAUGGAAUUCUCUGGAUGCACGAUGGAAAUGAAGUGGUAUAUUUUGUGGGCAUGGAGCAAAGUGUGUUCCCUCCAUAUGAGAACAAAAUCAUUUUGGACCAGGCCUCUGCAGAACUCACCAUCAAAAACGCCACAUAUGAAGACAGCGGAGAAUAUGCCCUGGAAGUGUUGAUAAACAAGCGAGUGCAUCCUUUCCAUUACAGAAUUGAGGUCAUAGACAAAGUAUCCAAACCCAGCAUAUCCUGUGAGAUGAGUGACACAAAUCGGGUGACGCUCUUUUGUGCUACAGAGUCCAAACACCCUCAUUUGCUACAUUUUACGUGGAGCUCACGUGGAAACCAGCAGACUGGACCAAAUUUACCAAUAACUGUCAGGAAUGAGGAUGAUGAUCAAGUUUAUCGUUGUGAUGUCAGCAACCCUCUGACCAAUGAAAUGGCUUCAUUCACUGUGAAGGACUGCUUCCUGGAUAAGAGAUCACAUGAUCUACUUGCCAUCUGUGCAGCAGCAUGUGCACUCAUUACUGUGUCCUUGGCUCUUGGAUUCAUUUUGGGUUGUGUGUGUCGUGGAAAACAUCCAGAAUACUGUAAACCAAGUGUUUUGAAAAGACAGAGAAAUGCAACACAAGAAGCCAAACUGACACCCAUGGUUCUGUCCAACAAUUUAGAAGAACAGCACAACGGGUUUAAAAACAAGUUGGCUGCGAAUCUGUUGAAGCCUGAUACAGCCCCGAGACUCGCUCCUUUCUUCAACAUACUUCAUUUCCCUUCGACGACAGCCGCAAACACUCCCACUCAACUUGAGGAUGUCAGCAAGAAUCAGAAAAUCAAUAUUGAAGCUUUUGCGGAAAACGGGGAAAGUGAAGAUGACUUACCGAGUCUAAAUGCAAACAUCCACCGCCGAGAAGGAAUCAGAAGAAGCAACAGCUUGACCGAAGCCAGACAUGGCAGAGCGACAGAAAUCCCACACCAUUCUGUGAAAGCUCACCAGGAAUUAUAUGAGAAGUUUCUGGAUUCAUCCAAGAACUGCGCUGCUUCCUCUGCUUCACUUAAUUUCCCUUUGACCUCCACAGACAUGAACACGACCACUGAACUUGAGGAUAUCAGUCAGGAUCAGCAGGUUUAUGAAGGACCUUCUGGGGAAAAUGUGAAAAGAGAAGACGACUUACUGUGUCUAAAUGCAAACAUCCACCGCCGAGGAGAAGGAAUCAGAAGAAGCAAGAGCUUGACAGAAGCCAGACGUGGCAUAAAGACAGAAGUCCCACACCAUUCUGUGAAAGCCCACCAAGAAUUAUAUGAGGAGGAGUCAGUGGAUUUAUCCAAGAACUUCACCGCUUCCUCUGCUUCACUUAAUUUCCCUUUGACCUCCACAGAAAUGACCACCACCGAACUUGAUAUCAGUCAGGAUAAGAAAAUUUAUGGACAAACUUCCGAGAAAAAGAUGAAAGAAGACAACUCAUUGCUUCCAAAUGUAAACCCCCACCAGCGAGGAGAAGGAAUCAGAAGAAGCAAGAGCUUGACCGAAGCCAGACGUGGCACAAAGACAGAAGUCACGUACCAUUUUGCAAAAGUCCACCAGGAGUUAGAUGAGGAGUGGGUGGAUUUGUGUGGUCGUCAUUCCCCUUUGACCUCCACAGACAAGAACACCGGCGAGACUAUGGAGAAAUCUUUAUUUGAAAAUUUGAAAAAUGAAGGUGACUUAUUGAGUCAUCCACACUUAUAUCCAAGCCACACUUACAUCCUUUCCAUAGCUUAGGUGGAUGUCAACUUGACUACCAGCAAAGAGUAAAGAUACAUGUGUACCACUCUUUACCAUACAGUAGUACCUCGCAUAACGUAAACCUCCUUUUACGUAAAUUCCACUGAACAUAAAGAAUGUAAAGUUUCUGCAUCGUAUUACGUAAGAAAUUCCAUAUAACGUAAAGCGUCAAGUCGGUGCAAGUUCAGAAAUUCCAUUUGAAUAGCGCGCGAGACAGAGAGGGAAACAUUUUCCAUGACUAACAGAGCACACUUGGUGACGCCUUCUGACGCUUCACGCUCUCGCUGGCUGAUUAUCAGGGCACCGCCUGCGCUCUCAUCUCAUUGGCUGAUUAUCGGGGCACCGCCUGCGCUCUCAUCUCAUUGGCUGACUUAUACAGCGCGUACGUGAGUUUGUGUGAGAGACAGGCUUCUCCCUUCCUCUUCGUAGUCGCCCUUAAACCAGUUGAUUGUUUUUGUUUUUCAGUUUUAUUCAUAUACAGUAAUCGGAUUUAUUACCUUAUUUUAUAUUGGAAUGUUACUCUACUAUGUUUAUGCUAACGUUUUCUUAUAUUUUCCCACCAUAUUUGGUGGACUUAAUAUAUUAACAAUAUUUUGAAGGGCCAAAGGGGUGAGUUUGUCAAGAUCUUGGAACGGAUUAGGCUAUUUACAUGUAUUUUACACUUCGUAUGAAGUAAAAACCCUAAAAUGUAAACAUUCUCGGAACGGAUUAUUUACGUUGUAGGGGCAUUUACUGUAUAUUAGGGGUGUAACAAUUCGAUACAUCGAGGCCUGCAUGAAAUGACACUUGACUUUCUUCCCUGGACUUUUUGAUUAUCCAAAAAAUGUAAAUGGCUACUACACAGCAAAUGGAGGAGUGUUAAUUUUUUGUGUAAUUGGUGUAAAAUAAACAUUUUUUGGUGAAUCUUGAAGUUGGAGUGUCAAUCUUACACUAUUUGGAGUUGAUCUAACACUGCAUUUUCUUAAAA